AGCGAUCUCUUGGAUUUUACCUUCAGUGUAAUGGAGAGAGUGAAUCUACAUCUUGGAGUUGUUACGCUGUUGCUGAGCUGCGUCUUCUUUCUUGCAAAGAAGGACAAGAACCAUUUAGCAGAAAAAUUGAACACCUCUUCAACAGUAAAGAGAAUGACUGGGGCUUUCGUCAUUUUAUGACAUUGCAGGAUGUUGUAGAUCCUGAUAGAGGUUUCAUAAAAGAUGAUUCAAUCACGCUUGAGGCUCAUGUAGUGGCUGAUGCAGUUUUAUCGUCAAGAUCGUUUUCGGGUCUUAUAUCGGAUAUGACAUUGUUAAUUGAAGUCUCCGACUAUUCGUGCAUUUCUACAGAGGCGUUUAUAAUACAUUGCAAGAUCGAAAAUUUUCAUCAACUGAUAAGUAACACUAUACACAUGAAUUUACAACCAUCCACAACGGUAUUUAAAAAGGUGAAAUCUUUUGAAGGUUCAACUCUUGAAUUCAUAUCUAAAAAUGAGAAAUCAAUUAAAUUUAUAGUAGGAGAAGAACAGUAUGUUAUACCAAAAAAAUUGUUGUGCGACACCAACAGUAGCUACUUCAAAAUUAUCUGUCUUACACGCGGUGAAAAGGAAAAAGAUAUGACAAAUGAAUUAGCAACGGAUAAUGAGUUACAAACUUUUAAACAGAUUUUAGUAUUUAUUUUAACUGGCUCAAUUAAACAAUGUGAUUAUGAGAUGCUUAAAAAGUUGUUAACAGCAGCUGAUAAAUACGAUGUACCGACUUUAAAAUUAACGUGUGAAUAUUAUUUGCUACGCUAUAUUACGAUUAAAAAUGCUGUGGAACUUAUACAGCUUGCGUUGUUGUCUAAUGCCAAGUUUUUAGAAACACAUUCGACAAUUUUUAUUAAAUUUUACGUAAAAGAAAUUAUGGACACUAAAGAAUUUCAAAACCUACCGCAAGAAGAUUUAAAUAAGGUAUUGGAAUUGAUUGAGAAAUGUGAAACGCUUGAAAGCAGAACAAUUCAAUCCUUUUCGUCACCACCUAAGACACAUAAAAAAUCUAAUUAUAAUUAUUAACUUUUAUAUGUAUAUGAAUUUAUAUUCAAAUAAGUA
Temnothorax curvispinosus is the source of this 1088-nucleotide messenger RNA. RefSeq names its product BTB and MATH domain-containing protein 43-like. Gene Ontology annotation, biological process: regulation of proteolysis; proteasome-mediated ubiquitin-dependent protein catabolic process. Gene Ontology annotation, molecular function: ubiquitin protein ligase binding. Lineage: Eukaryota; Metazoa; Arthropoda; Insecta; Hymenoptera; Formicidae. Bases 177 to 1052 code for a protein of 291 amino acids. The transcript has a single exon. Gene Ontology annotation, cellular component: cytoplasm. The record is from RefSeq and is a predicted model, not a curated record.